ACGCAACGCAAGACCCCUGUAGUCCAUGCAUCCAUUCCUGUCUGUUUGUACCUGCUGACUACUGAACUUAGCUCGUAGCCUUUUUACCUUAUGAGGGCACUUCUUCCCUGGAAUAACAACAUGGAGCAACAUCCCAACAUGAUUCUAACUCGCUCCCCCCUCAAUAUGUCAAGGCUCAUUUAGGGAAAGAUGGACACCGUCUGUUCGGCGUCAGCGUCUUAAGCUGUUAGGGCUGUUUUUUUUGUGUGGGUCCAUUUUGCGUGUAAUUGGAAGUGGAAAAAGACAAAGAAAAGAGCUUUCCAAUAGCUAGAAUGGUUUGGGCCUAAAAAGAAGACAAGAGCAACAUGAACCGUGAGGACCGGAAUGUGCUUCGAAUGAAAGAAAGAGAAAGGAGAAAUCAAGAAAUCCAGCAGGGAGGAGGCGAGGCCUUUCCAGCAAAUUCCCCUCUUUUCCCUGAGCCUUACAAAGUGUCCAGCAAAGAAGAUAAACUGUCGAGCCGUAUUCAGAGCAUGCUGGGCAAUUACGACGACAUGAAAGAUCCAAUUGGCGAUACCCUUCCGAAGCUUACCGCCAAACCUACGAACAGCUCGUCUUCCUCCGAGGAGAAAUUGGCCCUGCCCUUGUUUGCCGGUGACCAGCGAGGAAGCGGAAGCAGCCAGAGCAGUAAGUGGACUCCUGUCGGCCCCGCCUCUGCGGCCUCCUCAUCCCAGUCUCAGAAACGCUCCGGACUCCAGGGGGGGCACAGUAGCCAGAGGGGCAGCGGCGGCAGUAGCGGCAGCAGCAGUGGUAGCCAAAGACACGGCGGAGAGUUGCGGGAAAAGAAGUCGAGUAAACACAGUGGAUCAGAUCACUCAAAGUCGCACACAUCCAGUCCGGCCAAGGGCUCGCUGAGCUCUUCCGGCGGCAACAGCCACUCGCGGAGCUCCUUGGCCGCAGAGCAGCAUCACAGCAAGGAGCGCUACAGGUCCAAGUCGCCGCGAGACCGGGAGGCCAACUGGGACUCGCCUUCUCGGCUUCACACUUCCUUCCCUAGCGGACAGCACUCGAGUCAGGCAUUCCCCCCGUCGCUCAUGUCCAAACCGGGCUCCAUGCUGCAGAAACCCACGGCCUAUGUGAGGCCUAUGGACGGCCAGGAGACGGCAGAAGCCAAGAGCUCACAAGCAGAAAGCUACAGCGGACAGUCGCACAGCAGCACUAUGGGGGAGAUGAAGUCUAAUGGAAAAGCCUCGCUGACCAAACUCAAGAUCCCCUCGCAGCCUGUAGAGGGCCCUGGAGACGCCAACUGCGUGGACGAGAUUCUGAAGGAAAUGACUCAGACCUGGCCCCCUCCAUUGACAGCUAUCCACACCCCCUGCAAGACAGAGCCCUCCAAGUUUCCGUUCCCCACUAAGGAUUCUCACUCCUUCCCAAAGCGGGGCAGUUCUUCCAAGAGCUCAAGCAGCCACCAGUCCAAGCCUUGUGAUAACCAGCCAACAACGCUGGCAGAGGACCUCAAACUCAGCAGCAGCGAGGACAGUGAUGGAGAGCAGGACUCUGCCAAAAACAUCGCAAGAAACAAAUCAGAAAGCAAUAACAGCGAAGGACCGGAGCAGUCCAAGGAUGACUCAAGCAGCCACAGUGGCUCCGAGAGCAGCUCGGGUUCUGAGAGCGAGAGUGAGAGCAGCACGACGGACAGCGAGGCCAACGAGCCUCCACGACCUGCUUCUCCGGAGCCUGAACAACCAAUGGCCAACAACAAGUGGCAACUGGACAACUGGUUCAAGAAGACUAAGCAGUUCUCUCCAGCGUCGCCAUUGGACAACAACAACGUGCAAACUAAGAGCAAAAAAGAGGGCAGAGAUAAUAGCUCAGGUCGAGGCUACGGGAGCCAGGGCGGCGGAUCCAAAGAUCCCUCAGCACCGGCACCAUGCAGGGACCUUCGAGCGGCGCAAAAAGGAGGCGAGACUGGCCGUGGUCGGCAGAAAUCUCCAGCUCAGAGUGAAAGCAGCUCGGGGAGCCGGCGGCCUGAGGGAAAGAAACAGCCUAAAAAGUGUGAAAAGCCCCCUGUGGUGGAGGAACCCAAGGGCGGGCUGAGGGUGGAAAGUGAGCCAGCUCCUGAGAUCCCCCCUCACCGGCCAAUAGCCGCCACCAAGGGUUCCCGCAAGCCCAGCAUCAAAAAGGAGCCAAAAUCCUCUCCGCGACCCACCGCAGCUACCACCGCCACCACCGUCAACAAGCGCAAGGCCAAAGCCAAGUCGUCUUGCGAGAAGUCUCGGGAGUUUGUCACGGACUCGACAACGUCGGACUCCGAAGAAAAUGACAGCAUCCCGUCCUCGUCUCAGACGCCCAAGUACACUGAGAGCAUCCGGACGCCUGUGUGUGUGUUCUCAUUGGAGGACAAAGAGCUGCUGUCUCCUUUAAGUGACCCGGAAGAGCGCUCCACCACGAGGCAGCCUCCGCAACAGGUUUUGAUAGUCAAAAUAGAUCUCAACUUGCUAUCCAGGAUCCCUGGGCGGCCAUACAAGGAGCCUGCUGAGAUAAAAGUGGAGCGAGACGACUCCCAAGACAGGGACAGCAAGGAAUUCAGCAAGCAGAGUUCUGAAAAGAGCUCAAGCAAGACCAAGAGGAAGCACAAGAAUGACGAGGAAGGCACCAAGCCAGACAGCAAGCGAUGCAAGGUGGAGGACAAAUCUCAAUCGCAUCAUAAAAGCAGCAGUAAAGAAUCCAAGAGGUCUUUGGAGAAAAAAGAGGAGCCUGUCCCCUCUCCGUCAAUGGCAGGUCUCCAGCGUACGCCGAAAGCCGAGCAUCCGAGUCGGAAGAGGACCGCCAGCCAGUCAUCCACGUCUCUGUCCAGCGGCGCGGGUAGUGGCAAGGAGGGGGGCCACAGCACCAAGAGCACCUCCACCUCCAAGCACAGAAAAGGCGAUGAUAAGGGACGCAGCACUCGGGAAUGCAAGGAGAAAUCCUCAAAGGGCUGUGAUAACCAGCUGGCUGUGCCGCCGCUACCCACCGAUGGCUCCAAGUCUCAAAGAUCCAAGCUGCCGUUUGAGGACAGGGCUCUUUCAGCAGAUCAUUACUUACAAGAAGCCAAGAAACUUAAGCACAAUGCCGAUGCACUGCUGGACCGCUUUGAGAAGGCCAUCUACUACCUGGAUGCGGUGGUGUCAUUCAUUGAAUGCGGCAACGCCCUCGAGAAGAGCGCGCAAGAGGCCAAGUCUCCCUUUCCCAUGUAUGCUGAAACGGUGGAACUCAUCAAGUACACAAUGAAGUUAAAAAGCUACAUGGCUCCAGAUGCAACGUCAGCAGACAAGCGUGUAGCGGUUCUUUGCCUCAGAUGUCAAUCUCUCCUCCAUCUGCGGUUGUUCAAGCUGAGGAAAGACAGCGCUCUGAAAUACUCCAAAACACUUUCAGAACAGCUAAAGAACUCUCUGAGUAACACCCAGGCUCCCUCUCCUGGCAUGGGAAACAAAACAGCAGGAAUGCCCUCGCCGGUGUCCCCAAAAUUGUCACCAGGCACGGCAGGCGGCUACUCGUCCGUGAGCAGCAGCAGCAGCGCCGGCUCGUCCGUGACCAUACCUCAGCGUAUCCACCAGAUGGCCGCCAGCUACGUGCAGGUCACCUCCAACUUCCUUCACGCCACCGAGGUGUGGGACCAGGCGGAGCAGCUGUCAAAGGAGCAAAAAGACUUCUUCCAAGAGCUGGACAAAGUGAUGGGUCCCCUAAUCUUCAACACCAGCAGCAUGACAGACCUGGUUCGUCACACCCGCCAGGGCCUCCAUUGGCUGCGUCUGGACGCCAAGCUUGUUCCCUAGCGAGGAACCUUGCCUCUUACGCACACAGCCACACCUCAGCGACACACCCUCACCUCACACAGCCCACCUCUGGUCUUCUUAUACGCGGACACACACACACGAUGAUGAACAUCUUAGACAUAUCUCUUAAGUGUGUGUGUCCUUUUUUUCUACACCAGCUUGCCAAAAACUGAGCAAAUUGGAACAUCUCAAACCGCCGGCUGCACCUUCCGCGGGAGAAGUUUACCACGUUUCACAUAUCCACAUCUUAAUAGAUUUGACCCUGAAGCACCAGGUGAUUUAUUUAUUAUUUAUUCCCUGGACUUCAGUUAUCAAUAUGCUCCUGUUUUUCCCCCCCACCAAAGUACCUCCCAUGAAACACCAAAGGUGCUUUAAAAUUUUCAAAUGAAGGUUUCUCUUUGUUGUUUUUGUGCCUUCUUUGCGAUAUACAGGAAAACAAACCCGUCCCCCACUCACUCUUAUAUGCUUUCAUUAUAUUUUGCUUUAUUCAACAUUGGCCGCCAACGUUUGCUUCUUCUGACUGAGCUUCCAUAACUUUAUAGUCACCCAAAAAUGAGCUAAGGGCUACUGUGCGCUUGCGUCCAUAGAUGUUUUUAGCAUCGUGUUCUAACCGAAAUGUAUGAAGCUGCAUGUAAUCGGCUGCAUGCAAUAACAGUGUGGCCUCUAGGGGUCCCCAUCGGGGCCUUUUCAGAAAUCAAAUGGCUCAUAGCAAGAGGAUUUAUUGCUGUUUAAGGCACAGGAAGUUUGCGGCUCUUCCCUUAAAAACGUUUUCUCUCUGUAGCAAUUUAGAAAAAGUCACUUCAUGCAGUGUUGGCCAUUUUUUUUCAAAUUUUGUUUUACUUUUUUUUUUUGCCCAGAGUGUAUUUUUCUAAGUCAUAGCAGGCAGUGUUAAAAGCAUGGCAAGGUGGUAUCCACAGAUACAAUUCCCCUAUUUACAAUAGGGGCGUAUAACAGGCAGAAAUUGAACAUGUACUAGUUACCACUUUCAUCAGCAGUGUUGCGUUCAUAGAAUAAAGUAAGAGUAUAUAUUUCAAAUAGGCCUAACAGCCAAAAUUCAUUUAUUUAUCUAUACUAGGUAAGCAAGUCUAAAACCAUUUUGACAGUUUUGUUUAUUACAGGAUGGGUAAUGGUUUCUAUUUAAGAUACAUGUACAUCUUAAUUGCUUGUUAAAAGUAGAAAAAGGAAUGUGAGCAAAUAGAUUCUAAUAUGUUCAGUUUUAAUUAAUAGGCAUUGUAAUGAAUUAGCGGAUUGAAUUGUUUGAUGACGUCAUGGCAACAUGGAGUGCAGCUGCUGUGGCGAAACUGCUGUAGCAAUCUUUUCGUUUGGACUAUUCUGGCAUUAAAAAAAGUUCAGAAAGGGCAUAUUUUUAAAAAUAAUUUAUUUAUUAUUGAUGGUUAGGCAAUUUCCCAUCCCGAGUUGGGAUUGUUUGAAAUUACUUUAACUAUAUUAUAAGUGAAGUUUAUUUUUAUUUUUUUCAAUUAAAUUUAAAUGUCGGUCAGUGCUAAGGAUUGGGUCAUACAUAAAAGAAUAACUCAAUAGAUUUUUUUUUUUUUUUACUAAAUACAUUUUUUCAGGAGAAAAUUCGUUGAUAAUAAAGUGAUUUUGUUUGAGGAUAGAAUUUUAAAAUAAUUAUAUUUAAAGUAAUCAGACAAGAACAAAGUCAUAUUUUUCCAGGAGAACUCAGGCAAACUGAUGAAGUGAUAUUUUCAAAAACCUUUCCAAUGGUAAAUAUGUCAAGUUUAUUUAAGAGUUUUGCAAAAAUAUGACUUCUCUGCAUCCUCUAAAUGUUUUUCUCGAUAAUUAUAUGUGUAUCGCCUAUUCUUUUCUUUCCUAAAUUACUAUUUAUUUUGCAAUUUAAGACCUUUUAAAGAAAAAAUAUGACUUGGCUGUUUCAUUUUAUUUUCAUAUGAUUCAAACUACUUAGGAAAAAAAUUACUCUCCAAAAUGUUUUUAUUUUUUAAGACUACUAUUAUUGAAAAAUAUCACCUUUUUAUGCACUCUUUUAAGACUAUGAUCAUUUUAAAAUUAGGACAUUAUUAUCGUAAAAGAGAGAUUUUUAAAGAAAAUCACGCAACGGUAUUCUAGGAUUAUGACUAUAUCACAAAAAGUAUGUUAAAAUUACAUUUGUAUUUAUUUGUUUUACUUUAUAACAUUUCUUUAACAGAAAUAACUUAAUUCCCGAGCAAAUUCGACUUUUUUGGGUCAAAUUUGGGUCUUUGAAAAAAAAAAAAAGCCAACUCAAAUUAAAGUACUAUGUAAUAAAGAAACAUUUUUUUACGUUAAUUCAUUUUUAAAAUGGCAACAUUGAAAAAAAAAUUAUGUUUUUAUUCCUGUAAGAUUAAGUUCUCAUAACAUUCCAAAUUCAUUCUUAUUGUUCAAAUGGGGCGGCGUGGCUCGGUUGGUAGAUCGGCCGUGGUAGCAUCUUGAGGGUUACAGGUUCGAUAUCCGCUUCCGCCAUCCUAGUCACUGCUGUUGUGUCCUUGGGCAAGACACUUCGCCCACCUGCUCCCAGUGCCACCUGCUCCCAGUGCCACCCACACUGGUUUAAGUGUAACUUACAUAUUGGGUUUAACUAUGUAAAGCGCUUUGAGUCACUCGAGAAAAGCGCUAUAUAAAUAUAAUUCCCUUCACCACAAUUAUUGUUUUUCUUUUCAGUGUGGUCCUAAUAUUCCUAAUGGGGUUGGGGACUAACAAAGCCUGCAAUCUUCAGGACGAUACCCCUCCUUGUAGCUCUUUUUCUGCAUCACAUCCUCCAGUGUAGUUGUUUUGACCUCAUUGCUGUUCUCACCUUUCCCUGGCUCAAUGGCCUUCCAUCUUUGGAAGACCAAACUGUUUUUCCUCUUACACUUGAAAAAGACAAAAAACAAGUUAUUUUUAAAUCUAUGCAGAACUUUUUUUUAUUUUUUUUACAUAAAACAUACAUUUCUGUGGAUGUAUUGUUAAAUGUUUAGGUGAUUUUUAAUUUAAAAGAAACCCAUUCGACUCAAAUGCCUUUUUUGCAAUGUAGUGUACUGCUUUAGUACAUUUAUAUAUAAAUAUAUAAAUAUGUGUGUAAAUAGGUGUUUUAUAAGAAAAACACAGAUGGUUUGUGCCAUUCUGUGCCUAAAAGCUGGAGGCCACUUUUUUUCUCAUUGGAAAAGAAUUAAAAACUCCUUUAUGGGGUUUUGACUUAAUUGCCAGGCCAGCUAAUGUGUUCAUACACUGGUACACUUUGUAAGUACAGCUCCUACAUGGAUGUAUAAACUCGAGCAACAUUUUAAACACUUUUUAUUUAUUUUUAUUCACCCCUCUCUUCCCAAACACACACACACACCUUUUUUUUGUGUGUGUUUUUUUUUUUUGCCUAACAUUUAAUGAAAGGUGUAAAUGUAGCGGAGUAAUCCAUGAGAUUUCAUUGUAAUUAAUAUUAAAUGAAUCCAGGGUAAUUAGUUUUUCCAAUAGGAAGAUGUUAACACAUGCAUGUUUCUAUUUAAAAUGUAUAAAGUGUACAUAUAACAUUUCUUUAAAAGGGUGAAUUUCUACUACAGGCUGACAUUUUUAUUGAAAUUAAAUAUCUGCUGUAAAUAUAUUUGUGAGAUACUUUUAUGCACAGGUUCCUUUUUUCUCUGAACUGUUAGAGAUCACGCCCACAGUUCGUAAUUGUUUUUUCUUGUCGUAAUCGUAUACUUCUUCUGGGACUUUACCGCCACAUAAUUAUCAACGCUGUCUUCUCUGUAUUUGUUAGGGGAAGUGUGAUGACAAUACGGAUGGACACGUACCAGAGUAUUUAAUAACUUUUUUUUUUUUUUAGCAAUUGGUCACAUCUGUCUUUUAAAUGUUUCCAAGAAAAAAAAGAAGGUAUUUCUCUACACAGCUGCAACAGUUUCUACAGUGUCUUCUAUACACAGAUCAGCACCGUACACUAUAAGUACUAUUAUUAGUUUUAAGAUGAAAUAGACGCUAUAUAUGAUGGAUGCAAUAUGACGAAUUUGAAAGGUACUCGUUUGAUCUUCAGACUUUGAAGUCAUGUAAUUUAAAAAGCAUUCUUGUGAAGUGAGUAUUAAUUGUGACUAAUGAGAGUCUGUCCUGAAUAUUCUUUGUAUUUUUUGUUGUAUUGAGAAUAAAUUAUAUAUGACUUACGUUUACAA
Nerophis ophidion (straightnose pipefish) is the source of this 7918-nucleotide messenger RNA. It is a transcript of the gene aff4, whose product is annotated as AF4/FMR2 family, member 4. Gene Ontology annotation, biological process: regulation of gene expression. Lineage: Eukaryota; Metazoa; Chordata; Actinopteri; Syngnathiformes; Syngnathidae. The record is from RefSeq and is a predicted model, not a curated record. Gene Ontology annotation, cellular component: super elongation complex; nucleus. The transcript has 21 exons. The coding region runs from base 345 to 3791 and encodes 1148 amino acids.